Messenger RNA from Ostertagia ostertagi, 2373 nucleotides. The record is from the annotation of a GenBank genome assembly. NCBI's taxonomy places the organism in Eukaryota, Metazoa, Nematoda, Chromadorea, Rhabditida, Trichostrongylidae.
AUGCGUGUCGAACUUCAUCCUGUAUUCAAUGUACAUAUCAUUCUGGAGGAUCUACGCAAUGUCGAUCUCGCAACAAGAGGGUAUUAUCAGGUUCGUCUCAUCCCGAAACCUUCUCAGUUAUUUUCUGCUGUAGAUAUUCAGUAUGUGGAAUGCAACAAUGGCACUCUUGGUUCUGGUGUAUUAACACCUUCUGUCGCUGAUGGUGUUGGAAUAUCACGUUCAGUGGAACUUACUUAUAUUGAUGAAACCUUACUGAUUGGUGAGUGCCAAGUUUCCUUGAGGCACGCUUGUGCCAUCAUUGACCACAAUACGCUCAAAAUGCAAGUAACAUGUGUUGCAGGCGAUUCAUUUGUCGUUUCUCUACGACUUCAUCCACAUGCUGAUCUGAGCUUAAUACACCAUCUCCAAGUAGAUAUUGAGUUGUGGUCUAUGGAUCGUCAUCGACCCCCGAACCUCUCCUUGUUCGAACUGGAGAGCAAGAGGACGAUUGAAAUAUCUCUUCGUGCUUCCCACCUUACUGCAGCCUCACGGAGCUUGUUUUUCGAGCACUCAGCUUACGCUGCUCUCACAGUCACGGCUUAUGCAUCACUGGUGUCGGUGUUGCCGCGCAGAAAGCGACAACCGCCGGAUCCGACGAUUGACAUCAAGUCAAAGAAUGUGCAUUUGUCUACUGGAAGUGCAUUGUUGCAUGCGAUGAGUUCCAUAGAACGAUUCGUGGUGAGAAACCAGAAAGGGAUGAUGGCGGCUAUUCACGCAGGGUACAUCCUAGAUUUGUGCGAUGUCCCUGCUGAAAUGGAUUCGUUGAAGAACCGUCUCGACUCAGCAACGAACCCAUGGAAUGAAGUGGAAAACACCGCUGUUAUUCUUAGCGCCCGUCUUUCACUUCUGUACAGUCAAUUAAUUCGGUUAUGUACAGGAUCUCCAGCAAUUUCUUCUACGUUAUUGCAAGAAUACAGGAAGUUCCGCGGAAAGGUGCUCUCCGAACUUUUCUUCUUCGUGGAAACUACACCUUCUAGUCUUUCUGAAUGUAGCUAUUUAGACAAGAUGUUUUCACUCGUUUCAAAAAGUAAGUAUCUCGAAAAGCUACCUCGAUUCCCAAUAUUCUGCCGUGAAUUGGACAACAGUCCAGAUAAUUGGUGUCUUAUCGUUGAAGAGCGACUUCUAAUGGAUCAUUCAGGAAGCGAAUUAAAUGACGAUAAGGUAUCGGCAACAAAUGUUGAGGCAGCGGGUGAUGGUUUUCGAACUGAAUCUCAUUCUUUAACACGUGUGACUGAUACUCGAAUUUCUUGGCUACGACGGAAGAACUCGGAUGGGAGGCCACAAUCGCCACAUCAUCCUGAUCUCAAACAUAUCCUACCGUUGUUUCCUGAGGACAGUCCAGGAUCAUCACCGCUGCAUGACGAUGAUUUGAGUUCUACCGUAGAUUUUGUUGUCGAACGUGAACGUUUGAAGGCGGCCCUGCUGGAGCAGAGGCUGUUCGAUGGAUACCUGUACAGCGAGCAAGCUUCUCCUUGGCGCUUUGUGGCACCUUCUAUAAGUAAAAAGCAGCCAACGCAUCUUGUUGUGUUCGUUCAUGGACUGGAAGGAACCUGCGAUGAUCUCUCAUCCUAUAGGAACAUUUUUCGCGUUUUAACUGACAGUGUUCCUGGUUUCUACUAUUUACUCAGUGCAUCAAACCAUUGUAAAACGUGGUCAAACUUCGAUGAAAUGGCGGACAACCUUCUCUCAGAAGUGCAGUCUUACGUGUCACGGUACAGUGAACUGCCCACACGCAUCAGCUUCAUUGCUCAUUCACUUGGAGGAGUCAUCGUGAGAACUGCAGUCACUCGAGAGAAUGCAUCAGAUUGGCUCGUUCCCCGGCUGCACUGUCUUUUGACAAUAAAUACUCCACAUCUCGGUUUGGCUUACGUCGGCAGAGGAGUCAAUCUAGGAAUACAGCUCAUGCAAUGGUGGAAGAAAUCUCGAUCCAUGGAGCAGUUGUCACUAAAGGACGAAGUUUCGUUUUGCGACUCGUUCCUGUACCGCCUGUCAAAGAAAAGGACUUUUGGUCUCUUCCGGUGCGUGCUACUUAUUGGAACACCCGAGGAUAUGUUCGUACCUUGCCAUUCUGCAAUUUUAUCUCCAUCCAAAUCGGCUACGAAGGACCCUUCCGCGUUAGGAACUACCUAUAGAGACAUGCUCUCGAAUGUUCACGAUGACAUCGUGUCAAGCGAACGCACUGUUACAGCAGUUCGAUACUCUACGUGGCACACUACGUCGUCACCCAAAUCCAGCCGAGUUACCGGUAGAGCCACACAUAUCGCCGCUGUUGAAGAUGACGUGUUUAUCGAGAAACUCUUCACGAUCUCGGCAUUGAAAUAUUUUAUAGAAUAA